This is a messenger RNA of Salvia splendens (bonfire salvia), 2099 nucleotides long. RefSeq names its product glutathione gamma-glutamylcysteinyltransferase 1. The record is from RefSeq and is a predicted model, not a curated record. The transcript has 9 exons. Gene Ontology annotation, molecular function: metal ion binding; glutathione gamma-glutamylcysteinyltransferase activity. Gene Ontology annotation, biological process: cellular detoxification of cadmium ion; response to metal ion; detoxification of copper ion. Bases 70 to 1869 code for a protein of 599 amino acids. Lineage: Eukaryota; Viridiplantae; Streptophyta; Magnoliopsida; Lamiales; Lamiaceae.
UAAUUAUUUUCUCCUCACUUUGCUUGGUCGAAACCCUUCGUCCGCGCGCGUGUAGAAUUUUGUGUGAAUAUGGCGAUGGCGAUGGCAAGUUUAUACCGGCGUAUCCUCCCUUCUCCACCGGCCAUUGACUUCGCUUCCUCCGAAGGCAAGAAACUAUUUACAGAAGCUAUUCACAGUGGAACCAUGGAAGGUUUCUUCAAGUUGAUUUCUUAUUUCCAGACACAAUCUGAACCUGCAUAUUGUGGUCUGGCUAGCCUUUCGAUGGUUUUGAACGCCCUUGCCAUUGACCCUCGUAGAAAAUGGAAAGGGCCUUGGAGAUGGUUUGAUGAAAACAUGUUGGAUUGCUGUGAGCCUCUAGAAAAGGUAAAGAACACAGGUAUUACAUUCGGGAAAGUUGUAUGCUUGGCACACUGUGCUGGAGCUAAGGUUGAAGCUUUUCGGACAACUCAGAGCACUAUAGAUGAUUUCCGGAAAUAUGUCAUGGCAUGUGCUUCUUCAGAGGAUUGCCAUGUGAUUUCAUCAUAUCACAGAGGAGUAUUUAAACAGACUGGAACAGGCCAUUUUUCACCAAUUGGUGGAUAUCAUGCUGAACGUGAUAUGGCUCUGAUCCUAGAUGUUGCAAGAUUCAAAUAUCCUCCUCACUGGGUUCCACUUCGUCUUCUUUGGGAAGCUAUGGAUACUGUUGAUGAAUCAAAUGGGCUACACAGAGGGUUUUUGCUCGUGACUAGGCACCAAAGAUCACCUGCUUUACUUUACACCCUGAGCUGUAAACACGAGAGUUGGAUCACUACUGCAAAAUAUCUGAUGGAUGAUGUCCCGGUGCUAUUAAGUUCCGACAAUGUGCAAAAUGUCAAGAAUGUGCUUGCAAGUGUCUUCAUGUCUCUUCCAGCAGACUUUGCAGAGUUCAUUAAAUGGGUGGCAGAGAUUCGUAGGGAAGAGGAUAACAGUCAAAGUUUGAGUGAAGAAGAGAAAGGGAGGCUUCGUAUCAAGGAGGAGGUGUUGAAAAGAAUGCAAGAAACUGACCUUUACAAGCAUGUUACUGAUAUUCUGUCUUCAGAGACACUUGGGUGCCGGUUCAAGCAAACGUUGGGCAUCGACGAUAGCUUGCCUAACAUUGCUGCUUCUGUAUGCUCCCAAGGGGCGGGGAUUUUGAUGGGAAAGUCAGGUUCUUCAGAUAUGUUUUGCUGCCGGGAGACGUGUGUGAGAAGUUACAGAGCUACUAACGGGGACAGGCCUGUUACUGUAGUAUCUGGAACAGUGGUCAACAGCAAUGGAGAGGAUGGAGUUGAUAUGUUGGUCCCUUUAUCACAAACAGAUUCUGGCUGCUCCAAUUUUGGCUCAUGUGAUUAUUCUGGUAUGCACCCAGCUAGUAAUGAUGUUUUGACAGCACUUCUACUAGCAUUGCCCCCAGAGACAUGGUCUGGUAUUAAAGACGAAAAGACUUUUGAGGAAGUAUCUGAUUUGGUUUCGACCGAACAACUUCAUCCAUUACUUCAAGAAGAGAUUUUGCAUUUGCGGGGGCAACUACUUAUGCUGAAGAGAUGCAAGGAUAACAAGGUAGAAGACGAUCUAGGUUCAAUUGGAGUAACAGUAGGUACUUCCCACAACUCGAACUCUCUGCACGAUGUAGCAAUAUCAUCCCAAAGAUCCAAUUUUUAUCCAAAGCAAACCUCGUGUCAAAAAAAUUCACGUACUUUAACCCGUUGUUCAAUCAAGAUAGCGUCAUCUCCUUGGCAAGGUGUCCUCCGCCCACGGAUAAGAAGACCUGGCAAUGGCUUCUCGCCUUUUGGCCUUGUAUAUAUAAAUUUACAUCAAUGGUUGCCUUCCCAAAGACUGCUGCACUUUGCGGCAGGCAAAGCAUGCUUCUAGCUUGACGGGCAUAGAAUAGGGAUUCAAGUACAUAUAUAAAGUUACGAAGAUAUACAUACUUUUGAGGUUUUUGGUCACGUAAUUUGUUCUGUAUAUUGAUUAGUUGGUAUGUUCAUGAGAGAGAAGAGUAGUCAGAGGAAAUAUACACUACAUUACAUAUAUUUGUUAUUUAAACUGAAAUCUCAUUGACUACAAUACAUAGUUUGUGAAUAGAAACAUUCUCUUCGGAA